AGGCGUGGCCAGGCUGCACCGCGCCACGCAAGAUGGCGGCCAUGGAGGCCGAGUUGGCGCUGAUGACCCUGGAGUCACUGCCUACCGAUCCUUUGCUCCUCAUUUUAUCUUUUCUGGACUACCGGGACCUAAUCAAUUGCUGCUAUGUGAGUCGAAGACUUAGCCAGCUAUCAAGUCAUGAUCCACUGUGGAGAAGACAUUGCAAAAAAUACUGGCUGAUAACCGAGGAAGAGAAAACACAGAAGAAUCAGUGUUGGAAAUCUCUCUUCAUAGAUACUUACUCUGAUGUAGGAAGAUACAUUGACCAUUAUGCUGCUAUUAAAAAGGCCUGGGACGAUCUCAAGAAAUAUUUGGAGCCCAGGUGUCCUCGGAUGGUUUUAUCUCUGAAAGAGGGCGCACGUGAGGAAGACCUAGAUGCAGUGGAAGCUCAGAUCGGUUGCAAGCUUCCUGAUGAUUAUCGGUGUUCAUACCGUAUCCACAAUGGACAGAAGCUAGUGGUUCCUGGGUUGUUGGGAAGUAUGGCAUUGUCGAAUCACUAUCGUUCUGAAGAUUUGUUAGACGUUGAUACAGCUGCUGGAGGCUUCCAGCAGAGGCAGGGACUGAAAUACUGCCUCCCUUUGACCUUUUGCAUCCAUACUGGUUUGAGUCAGUACAUAGCCGUGGAAGCAGCAGAGGGCCGAAACAAAAAUGAAGUGUUCUACCAGUGUCCAGACCAAAUGGCUCGGGACCCAGCUGCUAUUGACAUGUUUAUCAUAGGUGCUACUUUUACUGACUGGUUUACUUCUUAUGUCAGAAAUGUUGUAUCAGGUGGCUUUCCCAUCAUCAGAGACCAAAUUUUCAGAUACGUUCAUGAUCCAGAGUGUGUAGCAACAACUGGAGAUAUUACAGUUUCUGUUUCCACAUCUUUUCUGCCAGAACUCAGUUCUGUACACCCACCCCACUAUUUCUUCACAUACCGAAUCAGGAUUGAAAUGUCCAAGGAUGCACUUCCUGAGAAGGCUUGUCAGCUGGACAGUCGCUACUGGAGAAUAACAAAUGCUAAAGGAGAUGUAGAAGAAGUUCAAGGACCUGGAGUUGUUGGUGAAUUUCCAAUCAUCAGCCCAGGUCGGGUAUAUGAAUAUACAAGCUGUACCACAUUCUCUACAACAUCAGGAUAUAUGGAAGGAUAUUAUACCUUCCAUUUCCUUUACUUUAAAGACAAGAUUUUUAAUGUUGCCAUUCCUCGAUUCCAUAUGGCUUGUCCAACAUUCAGGGUGUCUAUAGCCCGAUUGGAGAUGGGUCCUGAUGAGUACGAAGAGAUGGAAGAGGAAGAAGAGGAGGAGGAGGAGGAGGAAGACGACGAUGAUGAUUCGGCAGACAUGGACGAAUCGGAUGAAGAGGAGGAGGAGGAGAGGCGGAGGAGAGUCUUCGAUGUUCCUAUUCGCAGACGCCGCUGCUCUCGUCUGCUUUAGCCAGGCUACUGCUGAGGGAAGCACUGGGAUGACUCAGCUUGUUAAAGAGAUUUCGUAAUGUAAAUAACUACACUGUGCUCAGCAUAUAGCAGGGGACUAGCAUGAAAUAUUGUCUCUGGCCCGGGGCCCUGGGCGACACUACAUUAGGAGUUGGAUUUGUUUAGUUUGAUUCAUGGCUUUGAGGUAGAAGAGGAAACAGGAAUUUUUUCUUUUUUCCUCUUCCAGGAAUCAAUACAGAAACCCGUCUCUGGCUAAGGAAGAGAUAUUUCCUUGUUUUAAAAUAUUUUCUACUUAAAAAUACAGAAAUGGAAAGAAAAUUGUUUUGAAUAAGAACUUAAAAUGCAGCAGAAAUUUCUACACAAGGAUAGAAGUACUGUGACUGAAUGAUCUGUGGCAAGACUUAUAGUUGUGAGUCAUUGAGAAAUGAACAAAAUUUUUAAUUAGGCUAAUCCAUUUAGUGGUUCCUAAUUUUGUACUUAACAGGGGAACUGCCUAAUAACUUGAAUGCUAAUGGCUUGUCCUUAGACAAUCUGUCCUUGAGUUUAAAGUCUGUCAUUUAGACCUUGAAUUUAAAGUCUUCAAUUGGUGAUUUUGAAUAGAAGUUAAAAUCCUCACGCUAUGCCCUUUAUCAGAUUAUUUACAGUCAAGUUCUUAUUAUUUUUGAAAUGUAGUGUAUACAAGUAUGUAAUGUGUUUAUUGACAAAAGAUUCUUCACAGUGUCUCAUGUAGUCUGAACUUGUAAAUACUGCUUCUGUUUUGUUUCUCCUUUAUACACUUGACUGUCUAACUUUGUGAUAAGUGACAUGAAUCUUAUCUUAGGCUUAAGGAUGUUGACCUGAAACAUGGAUUUUUAUUUUGUAAUUAUAUAAUUGAGAGUUUGAAAUGAAAUCCUUCAAGUGUCAAAAACAAACUUUAAAAACAAAUUUGUGUUCCAAUCCUGUAUUUUGUGUAAUUGGCUAUUUGCCAUAAGUAAAUAUUAAGAGGCUUGUGUUCUUCAGAUGGUAAGAGAGAUUGAUACUCAUUGUUGAGAAGCCAGAGCACAGUGGGCCCAUCAUGAUCAUAUCCUGACUUUGACGGUAGCCUCAGCUCUGCACCACCUACUCUUUUCCCCAGAACCGUUCUUUCAUAGCGCAGAAGGGAGAGGGAGUGGUCUUCAAGGUUAGGCAUCUGCCAUGGGAGACCAUAAGGCACACUUACCUAUUGCUGCAUGUCCAAAUGUUCUGAAAUCGUCAUCUUCCUGUUUGUUUUCAUGCGAUACACUGCAUACAGACACACUGCAGAGUGAAGUUUCAACCACCAACAGAACAUGGAUACCACAGUGGCCAGCAGCAGCCUGGUAUACUGCGUGUUACCACCUGUCUCGAAUGUAUCAUUUUCUCUUGGGCUUGCUUUAGUCUCCUAUAAUUUUAUCCAUCACGGUGCAUAAACAUACAAACUCCAGUGCUAGUACUGCCAGGAAGAGGCUACAUCAAGUGAUUCACCUGGCAAUGAAAUUAAGUGAUGAAGGACCAUGAAGCUGGCAAAUCACUGAUGGUUACUGCUCACCAGUCAUUUCCACCACAGCUACAAUCUUAAGGAAUAAAGUGACAGAAGCUGGUAACGGAUCUGCUUCAUUGAAAGCAUUGAAACUUCAAGAAGAAUCCUUACCAGACAUGGAGAAAUUUCUCAUGACCCAAAUAGACAACUAGACACUGAAGUACACCUUCAUCAUGAAGAUGAUGACUAACACAAAGAGUUUACUUGGAGUGUUGAAGGAAAGGCUGGAAGAGAUUAGAAUAUUGAAUUUACUGCUCACUUGGGUUCAUACGAUUCAGGAAUGAUUCAAAACAAUGUGAGAGUAAGCAUUGAGUCUGAGUGCUGAUGUAAAGACACCCGAAGAACUUUGGGAAGGAAGAUAAGAUUUGUGUAGGGAAAUGAUUGCCAAAGCAAGUCCUUAAUCCCCCUGAGGUUUGUAGAAAUACCCUGAUGUUUGCACAGGAGUGAGAUCACCUGACAGUACAGUCACCUGAUGGCCUGUCUCAGAGUGUUUCCCCUCCUCAAAGUCAGCCAUUGGUGCAUUAUCAGGCUUCCAAAUCCUGUUAGGUUCUUUGUCUUCCCUCAGUCAACUGGCUUCUCCAUUUAGGCUGCCAUAGUAAAAUAAAUUGCUCACAGUUCUAGAGAAUGGAAAGUCCAAGAUCAAGGCACCAGCAGAUACAGAGCCUGGUGUCUACACUGUUCUUCAAAGAUGGAGCCUUCUUGCUGUGCCCUCACAUGGUGGAAGGGGCAAAUGAGCUCUCUGUGGUCUCCUUUCCAAGGGCACUAAUCCUAUUCAUGAGGGCCAACUGCUCAAGAUCCAGUAACCGCCUAAAAGUCAAUCUCUUAUGCUCUUGCUUUUGGAUUUGGUUUUGACAUUCAAGGCGUGAUCAAGAAAUGCAAUGUGUAUUGAAAUAAAAAUGUAUUACUAUAAAAGGUACAUUGCCAUUAAUCCCUCUCAGAAACUCUGUUCUCUGACUGAACAACCCAUUUCUUGCCACUUUCUGAAGCAGUUCUGGGCACUCUUUCAUGAGUGUCUUUAGUUGCUCUGUCAUAUCUGUCUUGAGGUCCUGAAUUCAUUCAAAACGUUUGCAUUUCAUGGUCCUUUGACUUUAGGGAGGAGGCAGAAGUUGCAUCGCAGUAGAUCAAGUGAGUAAGGUGUGUGAGGGCGCUGCUGUUUUUAUGUGCCUGCCUUUCUACUAAAAGGCCCUCGGCAGCUUCAUUCACUGUACUUUUGAUCACAUCUCAUAAAGACGCUUGGGAGAGAAGACAUCAAGAGCUGCUUAAGAAAAUAGCAAGAAUGAUGGGACAGGUAUAUUCAAAGCUGGGUGGGCGAGGUUGGUAAAAACAGCAAUGUGUCUUACUGGACAGUUCUUAAAAUGUAGAGUCUUUUUCAGUAAGAAAAAGUGGGAGAAG
Molecule: messenger RNA, 4379 nt
Organism: Fukomys damarensis (Damara mole-rat)
Lineage: Eukaryota; Metazoa; Chordata; Mammalia; Rodentia; Bathyergidae
Gene: Fbxo3
Product: F-box protein 3
Exons: 11
Coding region: 33-1451 (472 amino acids)
Molecular function (GO): protein binding
Source: RefSeq, a predicted model, not a curated record